GAGAUAUAAGGCAGCCGGAAACAAUGCGCCUGCAUCUCGCGCUCCCGCGCGGAUCCCGGGAGCGUCCGGGCCGCCGUGCGCGAGCGAGGGCGGGGGCGCGCGCGCGGGGGGCGCGUUCUUGAGUGCGGGCCGCGCGCUCGGUGGCGCGCAUGUGCCUGUGUGCGGGCUGCCGGGCUGCCCCGAGCCGGCGGGGAGCCGGUCCGCUCCAGGUGGCGGGCGGCCGGAGCGAGGGAGCGGACAUGGACUUCGACUCGUACCAGCACUAUUUCUACGACUAUGACUGCGGGGAAGAUUUCUACCGCUCCACGGCGCCCAGUGAGGACAUCUGGAAGAAAUUCGAGCUGGUGCCGUCGCCCCCCACGUCGCCGCCUUGGGGCUCGGGUCCCGGCGCCGGGGACUCAGCCCCUGGAAUCGGUCCCCCGGAGCCGUGGCCCGGAGGGGGCGCCGGGGACGAGGCGGAAUCCCGGGGCCAUUCGAAAGCUUGGGGCAGGAACUACGCCUCCAUCAUCCGCCGUGACUGCAUGUGGAGCGGCUUCUCCGCCCGGGAACGGCUAGAGAGAGCGGUGAGCGACCGGCUCGCCGCCGGCGCACCCCGGGGGAACCCGCCCAAGGCGCCCGCCGCCCCAGACUGCGCUCCCAGCCUCGAGGCCGGCAACCCGGCUCCCGCUGCCCCCUGUCCGCUGGGCGAGCCCAAGACCCAGGCCUGCUCGGGGUCCGAGAGCCCAAGCGACUCGGAGGGUGAAGAAAUCGAUGUUGUGACAGUGGAGAAGAGACAGUCCCUGGGCGUACGGAAGCCAGUCACCAUCACAGUGCGGGCAGACCCGUUGGACCCCUGCAUGAAACACUUCCACAUCUCCAUCCAUCAGCAGCAGCACAACUAUGCCGCCCGUUUUCCUCCAGAAAGCUGUUCCCAAGGAGGGGCUCCCGAGAGAGGUCCCCAAGAAGAGGCUCUGGAGAAAGAUGCCCCAGAAGAAAAGGAAGAGGAGGUAGAUGAACAGAUUGUGAGUCCCCCACCUGUAGAAAGCGAGGCUCCCCAGUCCUGCCACCCCAAACCUGUCAGUUCUGACACCGAGGACGUGACCAAGAGGAAGAAUCACAACUUCCUGGAGCGCAAACGACGGAAUGACCUCCGUUCUAGGUUCUUGGCCCUGAGAGACCAGGUACCCACCCUGGCCAGCUGCUCCAAGGCCCCCAAAGUGGUGAUCCUGAGUAAGGCCUUGGAAUACUUACAAGCCCUGGUGGGGGCCGAGAAGAGGAUGGCCACGGAGAAAAGGCAGCUCCGAUGUCGGCAGCAGCAACUGCAGAAGAGAAUUGCGUACCUCAGUGGCUACUAAGUGACCAAAAAGCCUGACUGCUCUGUCUUACAAAGACCUGAGUUUAUUUUUUAACCUGCCCUCUCCCCCUUAGUAAUUUGCACAUUUUGGUUACGGUGGGACAGUCUGAACAGUAGAUUCCAGAAUGCAGAACAGCCGGUGCACACACUCUUAAGGGCUUGCAUUCUUGGAAACCUGGGAACCCAGCUCUCCCUCUUCCCUGACUCAGGGGAGCACUGGGUGCUCUCUGGCGCCUUUGGCUUCUCAGGCAGGCAGCUGACUGAGGAGCCUGGGGUGCCUAGCUCACUAGCUCGGAAGAAAAGCCUGACAGAUGCUAUGCAACAGGUGGUGGACGUUGAGGGGGGUGGGUUCCAGCCUGCAUGAAAUCUCACACUCCGGAUGAGCUUUAGGCUGGGAAAGGAUGCUCCCACUGGUGUCUCUGGGGUGAUGCUAGGACAGCUGGGCCCGGACGCUCUCCCUGAGGCUCUUUUUUCCAGGAGACACACGAGCUGUCUUGGGUGAAGACAAGCUCACAGACUUGAUCAACAUGGACCAUUACCUCACUGUCAGACACUUUACAGUAGCUGAGGAGUUGGAAACCUUUAAUAUAUAUGUGUAUAUACAUAUAUAUGUGUAUAUAUAUAUGUAUAUACACAUAUAUACAUAUAUAUAUUGUGAUGUUAGCUGACACCCCUCCUCCCACUCUAAAUGCUGCGACCUUGAGAACAUUUAAAGAGCUUGGCCUCUAGUUUCUUUGUCUCAAAGCCCUCUGGGCCCUUUCCUCUGAGGGAGAAACCAUUCUGUCCUCACAAGGGACUUUUUUGUUUUCUUCUGCCUUUGUUAUGCAAUGGGCUCUCCUGCACCCCUUUCCCACAGGUCAGAAAUAUUUCCCUAAGACACUGGGAAAUGGGUCCUAGCCUGCGGCCUGAGGAAGGCUUGGAGUCCUGGCUGUGAACUUGUGAUCUGCCCAGGUGUUUUCCAUCUUGGAAUCUUUUCUCAAGGCAGAUGUCAGGCACAUCCAGAGGGAGAACUAUACCACUUCCUCUUUCCUACUUCCCUCUCCUCUCAGUCUCUGACUGGUAAGUCUGAAGUUCUACUAGAACCCUGCAAACUGUCCUAGUGCAACUCCCAAAGAGCUUGCUGGCCCUGCACCCACCUUGGGCCCCUUGCCAGCCUGAUAUGAGUCAGAUCUGUUUCCCAGAGUCCAGGCCUUACUGCAGUUCUUGCUGGGAGAGCUGCUGGGACUCAUCCAGUGCUCCAGAAGGUGGACUAGUUUCCUGCUGGGUUCUAAAGGAGCUUCCAGGAGCUCUGCUUCGCUGACCAUGACGGAUUUUGCCCCAGGUGAACAGCCCACCUCCAAGUGGACUCCAGGUGCAGCCUCCAGUUUGGAAAGACCCCUAACCCAACAGGUGUCAUGUGGGCAACUCAGGAGCCCCAAAGCCUAGCCUGGAAGAAAGAUCAACCCCUCCAGAACUCUGCCCAGGGCAGCAGGUGCCUACUGGCUGUGGUUUUGAAAUUGGGGGGGGGGGGGGGGGGGGGGGGCGGGUAGAGCACUGUCUGUGGCUCUGGAAAGCCAGCUGCUACUUCCAAACUUAUUAUGCACAGUGGUCUGUUUCUGAGGUCGUUUUCUGGCCUCAGAGAACCCCAGUGGAAAUUUGGAAAAAAUCUCUCUACCUUCUGGAGUAUGGUUUUCGGGAGCCAACUGUCUUCUGGAACUGUCUUUGGAGAACAGGUGGGACGUAGGUUACUGAUGUAUCACCUGAAUAGCUUGUGUAUAAGCUGCUGUUGGGUAUUAGGCUGGGAGCAGUGGUUUGUUUUAUUGUUUUGUUUUUUUUUUAAUACUGUAUUUUUGUAUGCCUUUUGCAAAGUGGUGUUAAUUGUUUUGUACAAGAAAAAAAACACAAAAAUCUCUUGGGCAAUUCUCCUGUUGCAAGAGUCUGGUUUAUUUUGAAAGGCAAGUUUACCUGAAAUUUUGUAUUUAGUUGUGGUUAUCAAUUGCCUGAUUUUAAAAUGUUGCCUUCUGAGACCUCUGCUAAUAAAAGAUUUCUCAAACAUGUCAGAGUGGGGGCACCUUAUGCCAACCAAGUCCCCCUGAGCCAAGGAAAACAGUUUCGGGGUAACCACCAGCGAUCCAGAGGGUUGCAUUUCUCUAACCAUGUUGCUAACCAGGUCAUUCCACUUCGGGUUCCUGAAAUGCCAUUUCAGACAUGUCUAAACAAUGUAGGUUCGGUCCGUGGUGUAGUCCGUGAACGUGGCAUUCUCUUGUGAAUUGCAAAGAGGGUGGAAUUUGAGCUUCAGAAGGUUUGAAAUCCCAGCUCCACCACUUGCUCUGUGUGCCUUUUAGCUUUACCUUUCUGAGCCCUAGUUUCCUUAUCUGUAAAAUGGGGAUAAAUGCUCCUGCCCAGGGGGGUGACAGGUAUUCAUGAAGUAG
Molecule: messenger RNA, 3744 nt
Organism: Panthera uncia (snow leopard)
Lineage: Eukaryota; Metazoa; Chordata; Mammalia; Carnivora; Felidae
Gene: MYCL
Product: MYCL proto-oncogene, bHLH transcription factor
Exons: 3
Coding region: 150-1334 (394 amino acids)
Biological process (GO): regulation of transcription by RNA polymerase II
Molecular function (GO): RNA polymerase II cis-regulatory region sequence-specific DNA binding; DNA-binding transcription factor activity, RNA polymerase II-specific; protein dimerization activity
Source: RefSeq, a predicted model, not a curated record